This is a messenger RNA of Rhodamnia argentea, 1416 nucleotides long. RefSeq names its product rust resistance kinase Lr10-like. Gene Ontology annotation, biological process: protein phosphorylation. The coding region runs from base 1 to 1416 and encodes 471 amino acids. Gene Ontology annotation, molecular function: ATP binding; protein kinase activity. The record is from RefSeq and is a predicted model, not a curated record. The transcript has 3 exons. NCBI's taxonomy places the organism in Eukaryota, Viridiplantae, Streptophyta, Magnoliopsida, Myrtales, Myrtaceae.
AUGGCACGGAUACCAGGGUGGGUUGAUGGCAAUGAUCUUCGUUCUUAUGCGCAAGUUCAUGAACAGAUGGUUUAUGGGUUUGAGCUUCCAUGGCUUCGAAUUGCGUGCGAGAUCAAUUGCAGACAAUAUUAUGGGUGCGACAUCCGCGACAAGCGCCAAAAUCGGUGCAUGCUCAGAGAAGAACCUACUAUAGCUGGUGAGCUCAUCGACUUCUAUCUUGUGGUUCUCCUCAUCUAUGGAAUCGUGCCUUUCAUGGCUGUGAAAUUCAUCUUGGGAGCCCCAUGGGUGAUGAUGUUUCUAAUAAAGCAAUGGAGGAGAAGACACUUAGCAAUGGAUCAACAAGUGGAAGAAUUUCUACAAUCUAACAAUAACUUCUUGCCAAUAAGGUACUCCUACUCAAACAUCAAGAAAAUCACAAGCGGUCUCAAGGAGAAACUAGGUGAGGGGGGGUACGGUUCCGUGUUCAAAGGAAGACUUCGAAGCGGCCGUAUGGUAGCGGUAAAGAUUCUGAAGAAAGGGAAAGCGAAUGGGCAGGACUUCAUUAGUGAAGUGUCUACCAUCGGAAGAAUUCAUCAUGUUAAUGUGGUUGGGCUCAUUGGUUUUUGCUUUGAAGGUUCAAAACAAGCUCUUGUCUACGAUUUCAUGCGCAAUGGGUCUUUGGAUAAGCACAUUUUCUCACAAGGACAAGGGAGUUCUCUCGAUUGCAAGGAAGUGUAUGAGAUUGCUCUCGGAGUAGCUAGAGGGAUCGAGUAUCUUCAUCGAGGAUGCAAUAUGCAAAUUCUACACUUUGACAUCAAGCCUCACAACAUUCUUCUUGACGAGGAUUUCACCCCUAAAGUUUCCGACUUUGGGCUCGCGAGAUUGUAUCCCACGAACUACAACACCGUGUCUUUGACAGCCGCGAGAGGAACUUUAGGAUACAUGGCACCGGAGCUGGUCUACAAGAACCUUGGGAGCAUCUCUUAUAAAGCCGAUGUCUAUAGUUUCGGCAAAUUGCUAAUGGAAAUGGCCAGUGGGAGGAAGAAUGUGGACGGGGUUGCAGAGUGUUCCGGUCAGAUUUACUUUCCUUCAUGGAUUCAUGACCAGCUUAGUGCGGGACUCGACGUCCCGGUGGAACAAGUUAGCGAGGAGGAUAGGAGAAUAGUGAAGAAGAUUAUUAUAGUUGCUCUUUGGUGCAUUCAAUUGAAUCCUAGCGAUCGCCCUUCGAUGCGCAAAGUCUUGAAAAUGCUUGAAGGAGGACUAGAGGGUCUACAAGUACCUCCCAAGCCACUCUUUUAUCCAACAGAAAUGUCAACAGGGGAUGAUGGAACUUGGACCGACGAAGGCAAUCAUACCAUAUCCACUUCAUCAACUAGUGCAGUAACUCUUGAAGAUUCUCAUAUCGUAUAUGUAAGUAGUAGUAUUACACAAGCAUAG